CCAUAGUUUCCCCGCAGUGUGACAGCGGACGGAGGACCGACGACACCGGCCGCCAGCCAGCCCCGCCCUGCGUGCCUCGCGGGGAAUAUCGGAGCGUGAUACCGCGAGUCACGGGAGAACGCGGUGGCGCGGCGUCCCAGUGCCAGCAGUGUGGGUGCCGGGCCUCGGCGAGCCACUCCAGACCGUGCCAGGGAGGGAAGAGUGCCGCCGCCGCCGCGCGAGGUGACGCAACGGAACUCGCGCGAAGAAAAGGAAAUCGUUAUUGUUUUACUCCGUGGAUUAUGAGCCUUUUUGAUAAUUGAGAUUAAUAAACGGAAUACAGAUGUUACGAGGAAACUUAUUGAUGAAUCGUUCGACGGUGCGAUAUGAGUGUUACCUGUGCGUUGUGUGAGAUCUCGCAGUGCCUAGACUCGAGGAGGAGCAUCCUGUGCCCCAUGGCGUGAAGCAUGAGUUACUCGCCCACGUUCCUUGUGUUUCCCGAGGGCCACAGAGGAAGAACAGCCUUUGACCAGCCGCAGCAUCACUGCUACGCCCCAGCGAGCAACCUGUGUUUGCACGACAAACACGGAGGCUUAGAAGUCCGUGACGCCUUUGUUUGCGGUCCCAAAGAAAGCAGCGAAGAGGUCCAUGCAAAGGGGAACGCUAACGGGGUCAGUUGCCGCUUCAGUGAAAAGCCGCAGCCGCGGUCGCGCCACCGGCCGAGGCAGUUCCCCGACGGUGCCGAGCGCCAGGACCGCAGAGGGAUCCUGCAUCGGCUCUUCGACUGCAGGAGAGAGAAAGACCAUCAGCCGAGGCCCCCCCCACAGUCGGGAGGUCACGCAAGGCAGCGAGGCCCCGACAGGGAGGGCGACUCGGCCUGCCUCUGCCUGUGCGACCCGCCCGCCCCCAAGAGGCCCUUCAGCCUCGUCGACGCCGCCAUUUCACCGCCCGCUUCGUCCGCCGAGCCUUCCUGGCCCUCCGUACCCGGCUGGGCAGCUGUGCCGAACUCCCCUACAGUGCCAUUCUGGACCGGUAUGCCCGGCUCUCCAAUAGUGCCCGGCUGGGCCCGCACACGCCCGGUGCCAGAGGGCGCCGAGGUGGAGCGGAGAAACCGGGAGGUGCGGGAAGUCCUGACGAAGAGGGACGCCCGCUGUAACGGCCGCCCGAAGGAGCAGAGCGCCGGCAGCCGGCGGCCAUGCCUGGUCCGGCGAUCCUCCGAUCUGGCGUCCCGCGUCGAGGCCGCGAGUCCAGGCGGCAGCCUCUCCUGCACCCAGACGCCCACUCGCGGCAUGAAGAAGUUCCGCAGUCGCCUCAACGUGGCCCGAGGCGCGGGCGUGACGGACGCCCUCGACAGGAAGAGCAUCCUGAGGAGUAUGCCGAACCUGGACACGAUCCUCGGCCACGAGGACCGUUUGGAGAGGAAGAGCGCGCGUGGGGCCGCGAUGUUCAUCUCUUUCGACAAUGACUCCCUCAAUAACAAUAACAGCAACAACAACAAGAACAACAACAAUAACAACCACCUCAACAAUAACGUAGAAUGCUCAUGGCAAGAACUGAAAGCCGCGUCGCGCGUGGCCACACUUGAUAGCUUUGAGAUCAGCUGGUUCCUGGCGGUGCAGUACCGGGUGCAGCUGCAUCGUGGAGUGGCGUGCCUCUCGCAGUGUCGCGUUCCCUCUCGUGCAGCUACGCUGUGGUCACGUGACCUCGGCGCUUUGGGCUUCCAGGAGCACGCACAGAAUCACUUGCAUUCUGCCCGAGGUCGGCCGAUGACCGCAACCCGCUGCAAUGACCGUCGAGUCAGCCCCUAA
Molecule: messenger RNA, 1787 nt
Organism: Penaeus chinensis
Lineage: Eukaryota; Metazoa; Arthropoda; Malacostraca; Decapoda; Penaeidae
Exons: 4
Coding region: 447-1787 (446 amino acids)
Source: RefSeq, a predicted model, not a curated record